AUGAUCGAUGGUCUUGAGAAUACUUUCGUGCAGGAAGACUCCAUCGGAUUGCCCAUGUCCGAGGAGAAUCCCUACGGCAACGCGUGGAAGGUGCACAAGACCUUUGUCGAAAAGAGCUGCGCCUUGGAUUUCGACCCACAGAAGGCCCGAGUCUUCAAGAUCGUCAACGAGAAGAAGCUCAACCCCAACUCCAAGAACCCAGUCGGCUACAAGGUCAUAGUCCCACCAGCACAGCUCCUCAUGGCCGAUCAAGCCUCCCUCGUCCGCAAGCGCGCUCGCUUCGCAGAGCAUCACAUGUGGGUAACGCGCUAUAAGGAUGAGGAUCUCUGGACCGGAGGAAAGUGGACGAACCAGAGCAUAAUCGAGAAGGAUGGUGUGGCGGACUACGCGGCGCGGAAUGAUAAUGUCCGUGGCGAAGAUCUAGUCGCGUGGGUGACGUAUGGACUCACGCAUAUGCGCUGA
Molecule: messenger RNA, 462 nt
Organism: Fusarium verticillioides 7600
Lineage: Eukaryota; Fungi; Ascomycota; Sordariomycetes; Hypocreales; Nectriaceae
Product: primary-amine oxidase
Exons: 1
Coding region: 1-462 (153 amino acids)
Biological process (GO): amine metabolic process
Molecular function (GO): primary methylamine oxidase activity; copper ion binding; quinone binding
Source: RefSeq, a predicted model, not a curated record